Molecule: messenger RNA, 513 nt
Organism: Moesziomyces antarcticus
Lineage: Eukaryota; Fungi; Basidiomycota; Ustilaginomycetes; Ustilaginales; Ustilaginaceae
Product: mitochondrial inner membrane protein
Exons: 3
Coding region: 1-513 (170 amino acids)
Biological process (GO): mitochondrial electron transport, succinate to ubiquinone; tricarboxylic acid cycle
Cellular component (GO): membrane; mitochondrial envelope
Molecular function (GO): heme binding; ubiquinone binding
Source: RefSeq, a predicted model, not a curated record
AUGCGUGCCAUGCUCCCCGCACUCCAGCAGCCCUUGAGGCUUUCCAUGGCUGCGCGCAACCCGCAGCUCCGCAUGAUCGCAGGCGGCUCGCGCGCGUUCCAGACCACCCCCACCGGCAAGGUUGCCGCCUCCAGCCAAGGACCCUACGUCAAGGGUACCGUCAACGACCCUACCCCUUUCCCCGAGCCCAACGCCGCACACGGCUCGAACCACUGGGCGUUUGAGCGCGGGCUCUCGGUCGCGCUGAUCCCGCUCGUCGCGGCAGGAUUCGCCAAGCACGGCUCGUCGGCCAUCCUCGACGGUGCGCUUGCCCUCACGCUCGUCGUGCACUCGCACAUCGGCUUCGACUGCAUCCUCGCCGACUACCUCCACAAGCGCAAGUUCCCCAUCGCCGGUCCCCUGUCCACCUGGACGCUCCGUGCGGCCACCCUCGCGACGCUCUACGGUCUCUACGAGUUCAACACUAACGAUGUCGGACUCACCGAGCUCAUCGCCAAGGUCUGGACUGCCUGA